Eremothecium sinecaudum is the source of this 2574-nucleotide messenger RNA. Its product is annotated as Zn(II)2Cys6 transcription factor. Gene Ontology annotation, molecular function: zinc ion binding; DNA binding; DNA-binding transcription factor activity, RNA polymerase II-specific. The record is from RefSeq and is a predicted model, not a curated record. The transcript has a single exon. Lineage: Eukaryota; Fungi; Ascomycota; Saccharomycetes; Saccharomycetales; Saccharomycetaceae. Gene Ontology annotation, biological process: regulation of DNA-templated transcription; DNA-templated transcription. Bases 1 to 2574 code for a protein of 857 amino acids.
AUGUCAGAGAUGGACUCUAGAGUACCGCGGAAGCGGGUUUCAAAAGCAUGUGAUACUUGUCGCGCAAAGAAGAUUAAAUGUGACGGAAAGGAUCCAUGUUUGAACUGUGAGAAGUACAGCUUGUGCUGUACAUACACGUAUGUUAUGAAGAAGCGGCAAGCGGCUUCCACCAGGGUUUCCAAUCGUAAAUUGCUUGGCGAUCUUAGUUCGCGGCUGCACCGGUUAGAACAACUGUUGGUCGAUGUUUCUUCGAAAUUACAGGGUCAAGAUACUGAGGGUCAAAGGUUGGAGGGUUUUGGCGGCAAUGCUGAAAUUCAUUCGCCAGUUGCCGCGAGUGAUUACGAUUCCGACGAAGUUAGCGACGACGUGAGUAUUGAUAAGUCGUCUAGACAGCAGCAAACGCGCGGUACGACGGACAUUGAGUCAUCACCACUGCACACUGCAUCUGAUGUUUCUGACGCGCAGUGUCUGAAAGGCAGCCAGCUGCCUGUUCUAUGUCCGGACAAAGCUGACACCUACUUCGGUAAUCAUUCUUCUAUCGGGAUUUUUUCAAAACGGGGCCUCUCAUACUUGCAUAUGGCGUACGGUAAGUCUGCGGAUUUUUUGCUGCCACUUAUAAGACUGAACAAUUUUGUUAAAAUGAAUCAUGAAAUGUUUUAUGCCAAGUUUUUGUCUCCUAGAACACUGAAUUUGAUUCCGCCAUGGCCAACGAAAGAGCAAUGUGAAGAACUUUUUCAGGUCUUCCUGUAUAAGGUGCUUCCAUUAUAUCCUGUUAUUUCGCCCGACCAAGCAACCGCGGUGUUUAGCAGAAUAAAUGAAUCGAUUGAAGAUCUGAAUAUUACUGACCAAUUUUUGGUGGGUACUAUAAUGCUGCUCGCAGUUGUAGUAAAGGGAUUUAACACAAAGGAGGAGAUAAACAGUAAGUGGGAUGAGAUGGGCAACAAUAUGCUGAUUCGGACCGUUAAUAUUGUCCAAUCCACGUGGACGUCCUCAGUACCUGAUCCAAUCGGUUACAUGCAGGCCCUUAUCUUCCUCUGUAUAUACUUGGAGAAUUCCCCGGUGCCUCGGAUGACUUAUCUACAACUGGCAAGCGCCAUCAGAAUAGGCCAAACUCUCGGAUUGCAUCGCAGAGAGACAUACAUGAAUAUCAAAGACCCUGUUGAAAAACGCCGUCGCUUGGACAUAUGGUGGUGGUGCUAUCGUUACGACAAGAUGUUCUCCGCGUUCACAGGCAAGCCAUCCCUCAUACAUGAACAUGAUAACACCUCGUUUAAUGAUUGGGAUUUUUAUCAGCUCCUGCAUUGGCAAGUAUACCCAAACGCCGGGUAUGACUUCCAACCUAAUCCUCCUGCAGGCUUUGAACUGGAAAAGCAACUUUCGGGCCUGCUAGAUUACGCAAGUAAGCACAGCAUCCAUUGUUUGGCUCAAACACUACCAUACCACUAUUACAAACUGUAUAGCAUACAGGGUUACGCGUACGUCAAGUUGCUGUGUAGUAAAGCAUCUACAGAACUAAGUCCCGAAGGUCGCUUCCAAUGCAUUAAAGAUAUUGUGGAACGGUUGGACACCCUCAAAGAGUCUCUGCCUGAAAUUUUGAAACCUAAUUAUAACCUAGAGUCAAUCGCAGAAAUGCAUGCCAAAUUAGUCCUGAUGCGGCAGGCAGAUGAAGAUAUCCCGCUUGUUAACCAUAUUUACUCCAAGAUUCUAAUCUUUUACAUCAAGUUUUACUGGACGUACACCCUAGUGUGUUGUUCCGUUGUACAGACACCUUGGGUACGAUCUACUCUUCCGGAAACAAUAAAGAUUGCUAAGCCAUAUCCGUUUUUAGCCGACUCCGCGGAGAAUGCAGCAAACUUACUAAAGCUGGUGGACCACAUGUUUAGUCAUGACGAACACAGUCACAUGUUGACGGAGUUACUAAUGGGCUAUCUAUGUGGAUUCUUGUCCGUUGUGGGAAGCAUGUUUCUCCAAGAUGAAUUUGAGCUAAAGUACCUUCUCCUCCUUACCCAAUGUUCAAACACGGUAGUGUCGGUGGCAAGGCGUAGGCGCGGGAUCUACACCUUUAAGUGGGCUAUCGUCGCCCUGGUGACAAUUCAUAUUUUGAAAUUGGCUGUGGGCAAGUACAAUAUGCGAGUAUCAGCAUUGAACUCGGACGCCAACGUUUUAGAUACGGCCUCAUAUACCGAAACCCUAGACUCGCUGCACGAGAUGCUCCACGAAAGCUGUAUCCUCUAUUCCAAUUGUUUUGACGACAGCAAGUCCGCCGCAUCGGCGAUCAAUAUGUGGCCAAUUAAAAACUCGCAACCCGGCGACUGGUUUGGCAAUAAAAACCCUGACCCUUCGCUAGCAGGCACCCCAGUAGAGGGAUACCAUGCCGGUAAUCUCGAAAACCUUUCAGACAUUACCUUGGCGGGUCUCCCACCCAUGUCUAACCCCCAUUAUGUGGAACUUCCGCUAUUCGAUAUUAAUCCAAACUCCAUUGUUGAAGAAGUCUUGGCAAACGUCGACGUAGACUUCAAUUUCGACGGUCUCUUCCUGAACGAUGACGCUCUUGAAGGUCCAAGAUUUUAUUAA